CUGACCCUCGCGAGGCGAGAGAGCGGAGUCGCGGUCUGUCAGAGUCCACAGUCCUAACUCGGCCUCAGGCUGCGAUAGAUCGUAUCUUUCGCGGCUUCGAUCCCGCCGCGGAGCAGUCGCCCAAUUCGCCGCCCGAUUCGAGUCUCGCGCGAGUAAUCGCAAUCGCGAGCGCGCGCGCGCGCCCGGCGCAAUUGAACUUGCUUUUCUCCCGCCGGUCGGACCCUGCGAUCUGACCUCGGCCGCGAGUGAUCGAACGACCCGCGAGUAGUACGAGCGUGGAAAAAUCUACCGCCGGUGACCAGCAGCCCUUGCAUUUCGCUCCGCCGCGGAAACUCUUCUGCUUUCUCCUUGCUUGCUCUUCCGACCGCUCGCCGAUUGCCGAACGCGAGGAAGUGGACGCGAGGGCGGAUUACCGCGAUUGCGUUCGUGGGAGAACGGGAUACUGGGAUACUGUUACUGAUGCCCCCGAGAUCACGGCGUUUUCACGAUCGAAUCUGAGUAAACAAGUUAUAAAUCAGAUCGGAAGAUGCAGGCGGCGCCGUACCUGCUGUCGCUCCUCCUGAUUCUCCUCCAGCAAUCGGGAUGGACUCGAGGACUCUGCGAUCUGGAGAACGGCACCGAGGCGCGGUGCGACGAUCUAAGGGACCUCGAGAACAUUGAGGCGCGUCAUCUGGAAAUCUUGCAGGUUCCGGUGAUGCAGGACGUCUUAACUCCAGGCCUCUUCGACAAUCUGACGAAUCUCGAGCAUCUCGAUCUGUCGGCCGGCCACCUGAAGAAGAUCAAGUCGGGAAGUUUUCGCUUCUUGAAUAAAUUGAAGAGCCUGAAUCUUGGCGAGAACCGUAUCGAGUAUCUGGAACUGGCCUCUCUCGAAGGCUUGACUCACCUGCGCAGCUUGAACUUGCGUAGGAACGCCAUCCGGCAGCUGCCGCCCGCGCUGAUGCGUCUGAAAAGUCUCAAGCAUCUGGACGUUUAUGGCAAUCCGAUCGAGUGCAACUGUGCCACUCUCAAGGUCCGCGACCUCGUCGUGCAGAGGGGCGCGAGUCUGUCGAAGAAGAUCGUGUGCGCGGGCCCCGGCAACAUGAAGGGCACGUCAUUGAUGAAACCGAGCGCGACGAUCGUCUGCAGCCUUGAACAGCAGGACCGGGAGAUGCAGAACGAUCAAGCGGAGGGAUCCGGGACGGAUUUCGAAGACGAGGCCACCGAAGAGGAGGAUAACAGCGUCGAGUACGAGGAGAUUAACAGCAGCACCGGGAAGUCGGCGGAGCCGGAAGUCGAGACCCCCGUCCCGACCACGUCGCUGGACUCCACGACCGGAUCCCCCACGAAGGAGUGGGAGUCGAUCGCGCCCGCGGAGAGCACUGUCGGCAUUACGACGAGCGCCUCACAGCGGGCCGACGACGACGAGGAAAUCUUCUUCGACAACGAGGACAAGAAGGAGCAGUUCACGACCGAGAUGUCGCACACGAAGGAGAUCAAGAACUCCUUGUUCUAUCCGACGUACGGCUCCGGCGACGAGGACGAGGGUUCCGGCGAAGGAUCCGGCGCCGGCGUCUCGGAACACUACGACGAGGAGAGGACCGAGAAGAACAACGGUAGCACCAACGACGACACGUCGAUCACGAAAGCUCUGUGGGAAAUUCUGUUCGGUUCGACGGAGACCACAACGGCCGCGGAGGCGAAGGAUCCGGAUCUCGAGGAGGAGCAAUUUAUAAGCGCGUCGUCCACCGAAGAGUCGAACAAGGCUCACUCGAUCGAGUCGGAGCAAGUCACCACCGACGCGACCACGGCGUUCGUCCCGAUCGUCAAAAGCGUGGAGGUGCUGAAGGCCGCCGGCGGCGACGACAAGGCGGGUAACGUGAAGGCCGAGGUGAACAGUUUGAACGACGAGCAGGCGGACGUGUCGCCGGCCAAGCAGCCUAAGAAGGGCAUGGGCUCGUACGUAGUGCUGGCAAUUCUGCUCGCCGUCGUGGCGACGCUUAUCGGCAUCGCCGCGUACAGAGGCGACAUUUGCAGGAAGAAGAGGAAGCGCGGCGACGUGGAGAACGGCACCGAGCUCAAGGACAUGCAGAAGUCACUCCUGCCGGACGCCGGAGGCGUCGCGCAACCGAAGAUCACCUCCAACGGGAACGCCGAGAGCGUCCCCCUCGUGGAAGGCGCCCCGGAGAACGAUAACGCGAAGAUCGACAAGAUUGAGAGUGAGAAUCUUCAGACCCAGGAGACGCCGCGGUCUCACAACGGCGCCGGCGAUCAUCACGAUCCCGUGAAGCCGCCGAGGAAGCUGAUCGCUUCGCAGGACGACGAGAGGGACGAGGAGAGGCCGCGCGUGGACGUGAACUCCCUGAGAGAUAACUUCUUCGCGGACAGGACGAGUCCCGCGCAGCCCUCCGAGUCCUCGAUCACGACGAACAGCGAGCCGAUGAAGCACGAGCCGAACGGGCCGCCGCUCAGCCCCGGCGCUCAGAGAGUGAAGAUCACCUUGCAGGAAAAUCCCGACAGUGUGCCAAAGACGCCCAUACUCAUCACGCGAACGAUGGCCGGUGAGAAUCUAGUCAAGACGCCAUGAAGCCCUGUCCCGAAGGGGGUCCAGCGAGAUAGCGAACAAGUCCACGGGAUAACGAACACUGUGUGAAAUCGAUCGACCGUGCUCCGUCGACUGGAGAAAAUUCAGAGACGUAUAUGUAGCGCGAGGAACGAAGGGGAGAGAUGAUUUGUAAUAAUGCCAUUGUUCCUAGGCCUACAUGCGGAAGGCCUCCUCGCGAUGGACUUUCGCGAUGCGAAAGGUUAUCGAGCUUUAGAGACCGCGCAGUGGCGAAGGACACUUAUUUUUCGAGCGGGAAGCUGAAGGUGUGCGAUAGACGGCUGAGGCACAGGUGUAACCUCGGGCCGCUUCGUCGAACAAUCGGACGCACGAAAUGCUAUGUGUGUAUAUAUUUGCCGAUACUUUACGCAGGAUGUUCCGGGUAUCGCAUAUUUUUUUUUUUCUACUUCUGACAUCAUCUCGUCAAACAUUCCUUAAUUCUUGACAUUGGAUGUUAACACUGAAAUUUCGAAUUAAAUGAUUUUUUUGAACGAAGUGAAAUUAUUUGAUCUUCAAAAUAAAAAUACGCCUUUUUAUCCAUAUUUCGUCUAUUUUCGGAAAUUAAUUGCCAAUUCUCUUAAUUUGAUCGGGAGAAAGUAGCGCGACACCUGGGACACUCUGUAUAUACGCCACACGUGGCGGAUUCGCGGGUGGAGUUACGUUCGAGGUUAACACUAUAGUACACUAGUCAGUCUUCCUAUAACGGAUCUCGCGUGUCCUGCGAGCGCCAGUGCAGGGACACCCGAGAAAUCCUUACGGUUUUCGUUGUCGCGCGAGAUUGCAUCGCGAGGAUCCUUAGAUUAAUCCGAGGAUCGGUAAUGUUCGCUGUGUAUGUUAAGUGAGAUUCGGGGAGCAUUCCACUAUUCUGCCAUAUUUUUUUCUAUUACGAAACUUCGAAGAUUGCACUCCGCGUCGACCUUACGCCGUCCUUCGAUCGAGCCGCGGAUUGCCAACGCGCACUUUGUAGCUCUAGUGCGGCGUUUUAGGUAUGCAGUUUACGCGCUUAGAUGCGAAGAAUCUGUAAUUCAAUGAGAAGCGGAGUUUGUCAAUUAUGAAUAAUGACCUUUGGGACGGUUUACAGAGUGCGAGUGCUUGGUGAACGAUUUAACGCUACAGGUAACAUUAUAGGACUCAUUAAUCACGGCGUAGAAAAUAUAUAACGUAAUAUUCUGUUAUCAUGUUAUUUCUUUUAUAGCGAUCCCAGUCCGAGACAAUUCCUUCGCGGCCACAGAAACGUUCCAGGAAGGCGGCGACUCGAAAUUUUCUAUGCAUUAACAUAUUUAUUCACAGCGCAGAUUAAUGCGGGGAUCUUGCGAAAGAGGGCAGACGCACUUUGUGCACACGUAUGACGGGUACUCCAUGGACAUUGAUCGCGCGAUUAUCAGUCAAAUGGACGCGUCAUACGGUAGUUACGCGCGGAGUGACGAAGCGCCUACAUGUUAUCAUAUUAUCGUAAUCGAUUACUAUUCUACGUACGAUUCUUUAAGCCAAAUGUGUCGAAUGCUGUACGGCGUAUAUGAUUUAAUUUUAAGAUAGCGCGGAUCCCGUUAGAUCGACUUGGCCCAACGAUACACAUCGUCAGAUUUAAUUAGGGUAAAGCGAUGAAAUAAGCAGCUCAGUGAAGACUCUAUUUAUAUGUUCAGUCUUUAAUCAAUAAAAGAGAGUGUUAUUUUUUGUUGAA
Molecule: messenger RNA, 4259 nt
Organism: Linepithema humile (Argentine ant)
Lineage: Eukaryota; Metazoa; Arthropoda; Insecta; Hymenoptera; Formicidae
Gene: wdp
Product: windpipe
Cellular component (GO): extracellular matrix; plasma membrane
Molecular function (GO): protein binding
Source: RefSeq, a predicted model, not a curated record